Molecule: messenger RNA, 808 nt
Organism: Glycine soja
Lineage: Eukaryota; Viridiplantae; Streptophyta; Magnoliopsida; Fabales; Fabaceae
Product: glycine-rich protein A3-like
Exons: 3
Coding region: 120-659 (179 amino acids)
Source: RefSeq, a predicted model, not a curated record
AUAUGCCAUGCUAUUACUUGCAGUUCAUAGCAGUCUUCAACAAAAAGCAAACGCGUCAUAGCUUCGUGUGCUUUUUAAAAUCAAGAGAAACGAUAAGUAUAAGAAUAGGUUGAACCAACAUGAGCAACAGAAAAGACAAGAAUGAUGAUGAGUCUAGUGAGAGAGGUAUAUUUUCACAUCUAGGAUAUCCAAGUGCACCACCCCCCUACCCUCCUCCACAUGGAUACCCACCAUCAGGCUAUCCACCUCCAGGAGGGUAUCCCCCAACAGCCUAUCCGCCGCUGGGAGGAUAUCCACAUUCCGGUUACUAUCCUUCAGAAUAUCCACCAGCAUAUCCGCCUCCGGGAGGGUAUCCACCCACUGCUUAUCCUCAUUCAGGAUAUCAUCCACCAGCUUAUCCUGCCCCACAUGGCUAUCCACCUGCUGCACCUCCAUAUCCUGGAGGGCGUGGGGCUGGCAUGGGAGGAUUGUUGGCAGGGGGUGUUGCUGCUGCUGCCGCUGCCUAUGGUGCUCACCAUAUGGCUCAUGGAUAUCAUCGUUUUGGACACGGAGCCUACUAUGGUCAUGGAAAGUUCAAGCAUGGGAAAUAUGGCAAGCGUUGGAAGCAUGGCAGGUUUGGAUUUGGCAAGCAUAAGCAUGGUUGGAAAAGGUGGAAGUGAUAAAGUGUUAAAUAUGUAAUUUUGAGCAAGGUCAUGGAGGUUUUAGUUAUGGGAUGAAUAAUGUAUGCUACAACAACAUAUUGCAUGUUUGUAAUGACUACUUUAUUUAUGACUUACUAUCAUUUUACAUAAAAGAAAUUUGUAAGGAA